Lingula anatina is the source of this 8807-nucleotide messenger RNA. RefSeq lists its product as uncharacterized. The record is from RefSeq and is a predicted model, not a curated record. Lineage: Eukaryota; Metazoa; Brachiopoda; Lingulata; Lingulida; Lingulidae.
GGCUAGCAAGCUGGCUUGAGUUGUCCCCUUGGUCAUCGUGGACUUGGAGUGGUCAACGUGAUAGUCCAGUUGGUGAAGGAAGUGGACAUUGUUUUAGGACUGUCCACUGAGCAAUAGAAAGAGCUUAAUUCUGUCAACUGAUACUUCUUUUCAUAGGAGAAAAACAAAAGGAAUUGGUGUGAAUUAGACACGAGUGAACAGGCUGUGGGCUUUGUAAAAUAAUUAGAAAAUCUUUGGGAAAUACACAAGGAGGCUGCUUUGGAAAGUAUCAAGUCAUUGUACCUUGAUAAGAUAAGAAACUGAAGACAGAAACAUUUACAGGUGAAAAUGAACCACAAAGAAUACACUCUGUAGGGAUCCCUCUCAGUGGAAUAUUUUAAAGGUGGAACAAGAUAUUUUCAUUGCCAAAUGGUCAGUUAAUUUAGCAGUAGCAGCCGAGCACUUGAUGCGUGACAUCACAUGUGCGGUGUUAAAUAUUGAAAGAAAAACUGCCUGAUGGAUUGUUGUGGUUUUAAUGCUUUUAAUAACACACGAAGAGCUUAAGGGGCCAGCCGUUUCAUCCAGGCUUAGAAACAUUUGCAUGUGUUAAUAAUAUAAAACCAAUACUAAAUGGUGAUGUGAUUGGUAAAUUAGAGAGAGGAUAAGAGAAAAAAUAUGCAAGUGAUGAGGCAGGUGCCCAAAUGCCUUAAAAAAUUUUUUAACUAACUGACCGACAUUCAUAUAUACACUCUGUCUGACCACAUAGGAAAGAAUCUGGUAAAUUUUACAGCUAUAGAAAUAUUGUGAGACAGUGGUUCUAGUGGAUGCUAUAUUUAUGUUUUGACCAUUGAAGUGGACAGUUGAAGUGGACAAUUGCAGGAAAAACACACAAGGAGGGAUGCUCUACUGGAGGCUCGUUGGGCAAUCUUCCCGCCACCAGUGAUGUCCGUAGCAACAGCCAAUCCCGAAUCAACAUCGCACUACAUUGACAAUAAUCUAGGACAUCCGCAAACAGCGACGCAGCAGAAUGGCUACAAUGAGGCCAGUUCGAUAAAGCAGCUUUUAACCAAUCACAUUCGCAGAGAUUUGACCAAUCAAACAGCAGGAGGAUUGGAAAGCCAACACAUACAGCAGACGACAGCACAUCGUAAUCUAGGCGAAGUAAACGGAGAAGCCCAGUUUCCAAUUGAUGCUAAGCUAACAGCCAGUCAGAUCUUACGGGAUCAACCUGUUUAUGCCAGCAGGGAGUUGAUCGAAAGUAAGCUAGCACGCUCAAGUCUCUCUCCGCCACAUACGCAGCCCCCGUUACAUCACCAACAACCUUCGCCGACUCAGUUACCAAGGCUGGUGCCACACUUGCUGUCACCCCCUCUGGGCCCGACGGCAAUUCCAGAAGGACAGAUUCCAUUGUCACCAGUUCAGCAGCCAUCUUUAAGUGAUUUACAGCUCAGACCUCCUAAGCAGCCUGAGCCUUCUGAUUUGAAACAGUUUGAUGUCCCGGAAGAAGCUCUGCCUGAUGAAAAAGCCAAAGAGGACCUCAUAAGUCAAAUCGUAGAAAGUCAAUUGGCCAGUCAUAGAUAUCGUGAUCAUGCUGCUUUCGCAAGCCAGCUCGUAACACCGCCACAAAUUGCAGGUGACUCUGGUGGACCAAUUGGAGAGAGUCCAGUCAAGAAUCCUGAAACAGCCGAGGCUCCAGCUUCCCCUUCUCUCAGCCAAAGUGUUGCUGAAACCAAAGACGAAACAACUAUAAGUCCUACGACAUCAACUGUUGUAGACCAACAGCCAUUGCAAGACAAAGAAAUGCCACAAGACAACCAAACUCUACCUCAAGGUCAGGGACAGGGUCAAGUUCAUGACCUAUCACCGCCAUUGUCAAACACCAGUGUCCAGGAAGCUGCUGCUGCACCACAGCAGCCUCUGACACCAGGGGGUGUUGUUAGUCCCAGUACAAGCCAGUUCCAAAGUCCCGACCACAGCCUUCAUUCAGGCAUGGUACCAAGCCCAUCGAAAAGUGAUGGACAACUUGUGAUUGACAUGAACCAAUCAGGUGGUGAUUUUAAUCGUUCUAAUGCCUCCAUUGCCAGCGAUGACCUGUCGGACAACGAGGGUUAUGUGUCGCAGUAUACUCCCAUAAUGCCCGGUGAUGCAGGGGACCAUGGUUCUAACGAUGGUUUUGUUUAUCAUUGCCAUCUUUGCAGCUACUCAGGUACAUCACGAUUCCACUUUAACGCUCACAUGAACAGUCAUUUUGAACACCAGUGUCCACACUGCGAUUACACGAGCCGCACAGAAGGGCGGUUAAAACGCCACAUCAAGGAUUUUCAUAGCUCCGUACCUCCUGACAACUACUCAGGAAAUCGCAUGCUGCGCACAGUGCAGAAUCGCCCCAAACUAUACCGCUGCAAACAGUGCGAGUUCGUAGCUCAAACUAAGAUUGACUUCUGGGAGCAUGCCAGGACUCACAUAAAAGAUGACAAAAUCCUGCAGUGUCCGAAAUGUCCGUUUGUCACGGAGUAUAAGCACCACUUAGAGUACCAUCUGAGAAACCACUUCGGUUCCAAGCCCUUCAAGUGCCUGAAAUGCAACUACUCUUGUGUGAACAAGUCCAUGUUGAAUUCCCACAUGAAGUCGCAUACCAACAUAUAUCAGUAUAGGUGUAAUGACUGCAGCUAUGCCAGCAAAUACUGUCACUCCUUGAAACUUCAUCUACGCAAAUACAAUCACAAGCCGGCCACCAUUUUGAACAUUGAUGGCACGCCCAUGGAGGACGGAGAAACCUUCCCCCCAAGGAGAGGGCCACCGCGGGGACCGAGAGGCCCACGUAAGGAGAAACAGGGACCCAGCAACCAGAACAUGCCUUUGAUGCUCAAUCCUCAACUGGCCGGCUUGGUCCGCCCUCCUUUCCCUGGGGGCCAGCAGAUGAUGAACGGAAUGAUGCCGUUUUGGCCCAUGAUGCCAGGGCAUAUGGCCCCCAAUGGCAUGCCAAUGGCACCCCAGGGCAUCCCACUUCAUAUGGCACAGAAGUUGCCACCCGGCAUGAUUCCGAUGCCAGGGAUGCCAGGAAUGCCACCUCAGCUCCACCCCCAGCAACAACAGCAGCAGCAGCACCCAAUGGUGAAGCAGGAGCCGGGAGUCAUUCAAUGCGGAAUUUGCGAGUUCACGACAGAGUCCCAGUCCGACCUCAGCACCCACAUGCUGAAGGUGCAUGCGGCUGAGAACCAGGAUCUUUUCAGUGCAUUCGGCCUGAACAGCGACUCCUUCACCGCGGAACAGGCGCGCCAAGAGAAAGCAGGGCUCCUACCACCAGCGGCUCACAGUAAGCACUCGCCACAGGGAGCAGCACCUUACAGUCAAGUGAAGCCUCCCCAGCUGCCUCAAAUGAGCCCAGGGAUGAUGCAGCAUUCGGCCAUGCCACCAAAGGCCAGUCCAUCCCAGAUGUGGAUGAUGAACGGAGGACGACCUCCAAUGCGACCCCAGGUGACCAGCGCUCCCACAGCAGGUGCUGGUGUGCUGGACCUGAGCGGGAAACUGGUGACUGGUGAUAGGCAAGGAGAGCCAAACACCAGUGGCGCAACAGCACGGCCUCGCAGUGGACACGGUAGUGAAGAGGCACCGCUUGACCUCUCGGCACCGAAUGCAGCACCACCUGGAAGGCAGGAGUAUUACAAUGCCUACAUGCCUAUUGCUGGGAGAAAGCGCCCCAUUCAGCUGGUAAAAGCCAGUGAUGGAGAGUAUGUACAGGUGGACAGGUUCCAAAAUGGAGAAGCUGAACCUGAAAGUGUUCCAAGAAAACGGUCACGUAAGGGCAAGGCAUUCAAGUUGGACAAGCUGUGUCUUAAGCUUCAAGAGAGGGCAACCGAUUCCCCAAACUCCUAUGGUUCCAACGAGGACUAUAGCUCUGAUGGUUAUGUGGAAGACAACACCCAAGAUGGCGCCAGUGCAGAAAGCCCCCCAAACAUCAGCAAACCUGUAGCUGAGGGCGACCUCAAUGAGAUCCAUAACAGCCUGAGGCAACUAAACAGUGAGUCCCCAGUUGAAAACAACCUUCAGAAUCAGUAUGUCAAGGUCUACCACGACGGUGAAGAAAAUUCGAUGCAGUCCUCGGGCAACAUGAAAUCUGAGCAGAACUCGGAUGAAAUGGACAGAUCAAGUCUUCAAAAUGGCUACACCGGUGAGGCAAACGAUGAUGAAGUUGGUGAAGGUAUCGAUUCAGGCAGGUACAAUUACGAAUGUCCAUACUGCGAUAUACUCUUUGCAGACUGUGUCAUGUUCACAAUGCAUAUGGGUUACCAUGGAUACUCGGACCCUUACAAGUGCAACAUGUGUGGCUUUGAGGGCAAAGAUAAGGUGGAAUUUUUCAUGCAUAUUGCCAGGAAUGCUCACGAAGAGCAGGAAAACCAGAAUGAGACUGAGUAAGUUCUACGAAUAUAGCAGAACACGGGACAUCGACACCAGAAAGUCUCCCAUGUUUCUUAUUACAGUUGGACAGGACCUUUUUAUUUAGAACGGGCCAAAUUAAAGAAGAGAGAGCUUUUCAGUGGAGAAAUUUUGUUUUGUGAGAGCAUAUUGCAGUCAUAAGAAAGAAUAGGCCGCCGUACUACCCAUCAUCUGGGUUUGUAAUUGUCAUCAGUGACUGAAAUUGUAUGUAACAAGACGAGUGGAAGAAAAAAAAAGAUUUUACCAAAGUAGCAAGAGUGUUCCCAAAGGACUUUAAGGUUCUGCUGACCUUUUCUGGAUGCUUUAAACCACCUUAUUAGAGUGCAUAGGACAUUUUAGCGUAAUUUUGAGGUGGGACAUAUAGGAAUAAUUUUGUGAUUUACUUGUAUAGGUGAAUGAUGACAAUGACCAUGAAAAUGAUAGUGAUAGGGGGCAGCAGUGUUCCCAACAUCUUGCUAGGGGGCAGCAGCGUUCCCAACAAAGUAUAUGUUUUGCCUUAAUGUUUGUUUUAGUUAGUAGUUUGGGAACUGUGUAUUUAGUGAUAGAUAAUUGGUGGGUUAAUUGGAUAUAAUGUUCCUGGAUAUAUGGAUAUAUUAGUUCUGGAUAUUCAGAUUGAUAUGUGGAUAUGUUGGUCCCAGAUAUCCUUCAGGAUAUGUGGAUAAGUGGAUAUUUAAUUGGAUAUGACCCUGAUAGGUACAUCACUCAAACCAUAUAUGUUUGUAGCUACAGUGUUUUCCAUAUAUGCACUGGUGACCAUAUAAGGCAUGAAGCCUCGGCCAUUCUCCCAAAUAAGGCAUGUUUCCAAUUAAAAAUCUACUUCAUCAUACUAACGAAGAAAGCAGAUUUUGGUGAAAAUUUAUUUCCUGUUUUAAAAUUUGGAAAUAUCGAAACAUCAUUUUGAGGAAUUGAAGUAGUGGUAUAUGGGAACUGUGAUGUACCUGACUUAUACCAAAGAAAUCCACACAGUCUUAAGUGAUUCUUAAUCCAUGCAGCAGCAGCAAAUGAUAUCAAGUAUUAUGAUUGGAUGUUAUUCCACUAUUUUUAUGAAAUGAAGAAGCACUGAAAAAGCUCUUCCUUAUAUACCUUAAUAUAUAUAUAUAUAUAUACAUAUCUGUAAAUGAAUAAUUAUAGUUAUAUAUAAUAAAAGUAGCAGAUGUUUUAAAAGAUUUAAGGGCAGCCAACCUUGACCUUGACCCAUAUAUGAUUAACUCUUGAAGGUCAUAUGUCCUUGACCUUAAAUUUUCAGGUUAUAUCCUCUUGCCAGUUUCAAGGCUGUGCUUGUCAUGACAAUCAGUCAUUUUGGCAGUUAACUCCAUUUGAGAAAAAUACUGAAGUUGGGGUCCACUAAUUGUACAACAUGGGGUCUUAUGAUGGAUUGGAGGGUACAAGACACGAGUGCGACCCUAAGCUUGUGUUUUGUAAAUCAGUUUUCAAGUUUUUCUCCAAGUAACAAGAGUCUUUUAAAUAUACUUGUAUAAAUGUUAUGGGUAGUAUAAUAGAUUGUAUAGGUUAUUAAUUGAAUGUGAGUAACACAUAUUUAACUUUUUUUCAUUGUUGAAUUUUUCAAUUCUUUUUUUGUGUCUCAGGUAUGUUUGACGUAUACGACACCAUGUAAAGAUGUGGACGUUUUGUAAACCCUAUAGUAUUAUCACUAUUUUAAAAAUACACUGCACAUUGGGAAAAUUUCACCUUUGUUUUGCAGUGCUAGAAAUCUUGGUGAAGUGGAGGUUCACAAUGUUGUGAAUAGAAAGGGGAUAAGUGCAACAAAGGAGCUUAUGCAAGGAGUUGUGGAAGACCAUGGGUUCCAAAAUUUUAAUUAAAUAUUGAUUAAAUAAUAUUGAUAUUAAUUUGGUUGCCUGUCACUGGGUAUAUCAACGCCAAGUCUGAUUUUAAUUUAAUGAUAAGAAACAACAAGCGAUUGAUAUAGGUAUAGAUGGAUUAUUCAUGCGUCCUUAGGAAUUUAAAAUUAUUUUCCUUAAAAUAGACUGAUUUGAAGUUGAAUAUCAUUUUUAUUGGUCUUCUGGAACUCCUUGUUUUCAAUGAUUAGUGUCUCUAUAAAUAUUAUUGUGUAAAUGUUUAUCAUUUUAAAGGGAAUCUUUGGGGUCCUUGGUAUCUAUAUAUGUUUUCAGGAGAGCUGUAGCUUGGUUGUUUUUUCCCAGUAUUAUUAAUGUCUACAUAUAAUUAUACGCUCUUUAAGAAGACAAGUGCUUUAAAAAAUCUACCUCAAAACCAAAGCUAAUACUUCAGAGUUGUUGUUUGCUGUAUCUGAAAAGUUUGUCACACAACCACACACAUUGCAACAGGUCUUGAACGUGUGAGAAAGAUCGAUUCUCGGCAUUUUGAUGGGGCGUUUAGGUAACACAGUCUUAACACUUUUGAGAUACAGCAAGCAGCUGAAUUUUAUACGUCUAUAUAUAUAUACAUUAUUAAAAAGUCUGAAAGGGAUUUAUUUCUAAAAUAUUUGAUAUAUACCCUACUCUUCCAAACCUACCUCACGCCUAACAGUUGACUGCAGAAUAUUUCCAAAAUGAGAUGAUUAUAGAAAGAAUGGAAUGAAAAAAUGGGUUUGUGGAGAUGAAACAAUAUUUUACCUUGUUUUUAAUGCAAAGGACAAAGAGCAGCUUUAAAGCGAUUGGAAAUGCUUUAAAAAUAACAUUCAGAAAAAAUGUUUCUUGGAAUCAAGAGGUACCUCAGAUGAAUGUAGCAUAUUACAAUAUUAUCAUAAUAGUUAUAAUAUUUAUGUCCAUCUGUAAUUACUAUUCUUCUACAAUGAUGAUGAUUAUGUGAUUAUUAUAUGUCUGGGUAUAUAAACAUUAACGUGGUGAUUUUUUUUGUUGAAAAGGAGGGAUUUUGUCUUGAAUACCAAAGGAGAAAAAAAAUUGAGCUCAAUUGUGUAGUACCAAAACAGGCGAUCGUGAUAUAUAUUUGAAGCGAGGGUCUGUGUGUGGGCGGCAACAGCUCCGUUGUUAUCUAUUCAAACUCAGGGAAUUAUGAUUGAAUUUGAUUGACUUUUUAUUGUUUUGAUGUAUGUGUGUAUAUAAGUAUAUAUACCGAAAUUAAAGUGUAGAUAGAAAAUUAGCAGUUGAUUACAUAAUUUGAUAGCCAAGAGGUACGAAGAGGUAUGUCGAUUUUACAUUUUCUCCACACUCAUAUUAUAGUCUGUGGAAUAGAUGUUCCUAUCCAAGGUCAAAUGAAAAAAAGAAGUAACACAGCGCGACCUAGUUUACUGAAUCCGGGUCACCAUGACCCAAUUAAAUCCAGUAGAUUCUCCCUGGCAUUUUUUUAAUAGGCAGAUCAGUGGCAGAAACUAUUUCAAUAAGGCUAGUUAAAUAGAAUAAAUAGAUAUUUGAUAAAGGUUAUGACUAUUUGGUAUAAUGUCAUGUAUGCUAAAGAGUGUCAGUUAAUGUGAAUUUUAUAAUAAUUAUUAUUAUUAUUUGGUAAUUCAGUGCUUUCUUGAAAUCAUUGUUUUGGAGGAAAUAACAUACUUUGUCAAUGAAAUGAACUUUUUUGGAAUUUAAUCAAAAUAUACAUAUGGUUAGAAAACAUAGCCAACUGUCAGGCAAGGAAAAUGGUGUUAUGCCUAUGCAGCAUUUAUUAAAAUUAAGAGGGUUCUCAAAGAAAUGUUAACACUAUUCACACUUUUUUCUAGUGAAAAGGCACUGAUUUCACCAGUUGUAUGUACCAGUAUAAUUCAAAUUUGUCUCUUCGGAAAUGUUAACUUGUAUAAAAUUGGUGUCAUUUUUUAAUAUUUUGGAGGUUGGAUGUUAAUACAUGGAUGGAUUAUUUGGGUUUUUUAUGCUCCUUUUGUUUUCUUUUUUUUAACUUGACACUGUUUAGUUCUCAUAGCACGGAGUACCAGUUUACCACAGAGGCAUCCAUGUUAAUACUCUCAAAUUUUUUGGAGUUGAAAUAUUUUUACAGAGAUUAAGCAUGGAAUGCCUUGUUGUUUAAUUGGUGCUUUUUUCUCACACUGGCCAGUAUUGGAUAGAUAAAAGACAUGAAUGCAAUUUUUUUUUUUUUUUUUGACAAAUGUAAGAGUUGAUUAGGGUUAGAAGUCAAAGGUCAUUUGGUGCAUUUAGCCUUUACUUUUCACUGUUGUCAACUCUUCCUUAUUGUUUCCCAACUCUGGGAGUAGUUCAUUAGAUUCACAUUAUACAUAUAACUUUGUUCCAAUUUUACUGAUUCGUUUUAACCUGGUACUGGAGGCAAGGUCAGCCGGUAAACUUUGACCUUGUGUUCAAAUGAACUUGACCUUGAAAUUUUAAAAUGAAAACGAGGCUGACCUUGACCUCCUCAAAAGGUUCACAGCUCAGGAAGUUCCUGUAAUUAUUAUUGUUUUUGUCAUCUAGAUUGAACAUUCAUUCCAAUAAACUUAGCAUUUGUGAUUUGAA